CUGACUUCUGUUUGUCAAAUGGUGGUUUAUAGGUCGAUGUAGUUGUUGUUGGACGUAUUUUUGGUUUAUUUUACUAUAAAAUUAAUUAAUAGUUACAUUAAUUUAUUCUGUAAGAAUGUCGUACCAAUUAUACAGAAACACCACGAUUGGUAAUACGCUGCAGGAAAGCCUAGACGAACUCAUACAAUAUGGGCAGAUAACGCCUGGUUUGGCUAUGAAAGUGUUGUUGCAGUUCGAUAAGUCUAUCAACCAGGCAUUAUCGAAUAGAGUCAAGUCUAGACUAACCUUCAAAGCAGGAAAAUUAAAUACUUAUAGAUUUUGUGACAAUGUUUGGACGUUUAUGUUAAAUGAUGUAGAGUUCAGAGAGGUCCAAGAAGUGGCUAAAGUAGAUAAGGUUAAAAUAGUGGCUUGUGAUGGCAAGAAUGUGGAGGACCGAAGAUAGUGUUAAACUAGAAUUUUAAAAUUAAAUUAAUAACAAUGUACUUUCUCAAACAUGUAUCUCAAAAUAUUUGUUUUAAAUUACAAAUCCGUAACUCUUUGAAUGUAAUAUAAUCCUGUUUCAAUAUAUCUGGGUGUAUAUGUAUUUAAAUAUUUUUAAUACCAACCUUCAAGAAAUAAAUUAUGU
Pectinophora gossypiella (pink bollworm) is the source of this 625-nucleotide messenger RNA. RefSeq names its product transcription initiation factor IIA subunit 2 (gene TfIIA-S). Bases 116 to 442 code for a protein of 108 amino acids. Gene Ontology annotation, cellular component: transcription factor TFIIA complex. Lineage: Eukaryota; Metazoa; Arthropoda; Insecta; Lepidoptera; Gelechiidae. The transcript is spliced from 4 exons. Gene Ontology annotation, biological process: RNA polymerase II preinitiation complex assembly; transcription initiation at RNA polymerase II promoter. The record is from RefSeq and is a predicted model, not a curated record. Gene Ontology annotation, molecular function: TBP-class protein binding; RNA polymerase II general transcription initiation factor activity.